Molecule: messenger RNA, 4766 nt
Organism: Thunnus maccoyii (southern bluefin tuna)
Lineage: Eukaryota; Metazoa; Chordata; Actinopteri; Scombriformes; Scombridae
Exons: 5
Coding region: 3363-3959 (198 amino acids)
Molecular function (GO): calcium ion binding
Source: RefSeq, a predicted model, not a curated record
CCCCACCCCUCAGGAUCCAAACCGUAGGUAGCCAGCAUACCACGGCAGACCACACUUCCAUAACCUCUAACUUUGAGAGUCACCUAAUGAUGUGCCGCUCAGAGAUUUUCUCUUAAUGUGUCAGUAUCUGAACAUUUUCCGUGGAAACAGUCCACUAACAAUCUCUCUUGUACACUGACUUGGACAUACUGUAUACAUGUGAAUUUAGUAUGAUUGCAAACACCACGUCUUCAGGCCAUAUCUGUCUUAAAGGGAUAGUUUGCAUCGGUAGGAUAUUUUCAUUUUUUCAGUGUAUACAUUUCAAUAGACAUUUAGCCUCCAGUAUUGGCUGCACUGGAUUUUAUUUGCCACAGCUCUUAACAUUCUUUUGGCAGACAUGAUCCACUUUGAUAAAUGUGUUGGAGAGCAGCCAGUUCUGGUAGCUGGCUCAUGAACUCCUAUGGAUUUGUGAGCAGCACACAGCACUACUUCAUUACAAAGCGAAACGGCACUUUAGAGGUGCUGAAAUGGAAGUUUGGUAACAAUGUCUGAACAGCAACCCCGUUUCACAUCUGGGACAUUUUAUCAAUACGUGUUUGACGUUGAUCUCUGAGUGUGACGGUAGGAGUGAUAACUCAGGGAGUGAUGGAAACAGAGCUGCCCCAUAUAAACAUACAGUGACACAGUUCCUACCAGCUGUAGCAGUAUUUUGUCCUUCAGUUAAAGGUUUUACAUCCCCUACAUACUGUACAUUGGUAUGUGGUAUAAACAGUCUGUACUUGUGCAUCUGUGUUCUUACUUAUUGUCAGCUUUAUGAUCUUGCAGGUAAGCCAUAGCUUUAGCGUUGUUUGUUGUUUUUUUUUUCAUGUACACUUAUGCACUGACAGUCUUUCUAAAGACGCGUUCAUGUUUAUGUGCUUGUCAGCAUUGUCAUGCAUACAUUUAUUAAGGGAUUAUGCUAUGCAGAGCUAUCAUUCCAUAAAUUCUGUUUAGCUUUAACAUUAAGGAAUGUUCCUUUUUUCCUAAUUGUGUAAUUGUCAAUCCCAUAUUAUGCAGGUAGAAGACAUACAGCUGACAUGUGAUAUGUCCUUUGAAUAAGUCAUUGAGUUUUGUUGAUCCUGCUGCCAUUUACCUCAUCUAGAGUUUUGUUUUGCCUGUGCUUAUAAUUGCACAUCUUAGAUUUUACUAACAAAACAUCGAUAGGCACGAUGCGAUGAUUUAUUAUUUUGCAUGGGAUGACUUGAGACUGUAGGACCUCUGCCAGUCAGUGAUACCACUGCUGAGAAUCAGGUGGCAGCCAGAUGGCCUCAUGGGUUGUUGUAAGGUAAAGUUUAGAUUUUCCAAAGCAUGUCAAAUUAAUAUCAUACAUCGAGAUUUAAACAGGUUGGCAGUAAGCCUGGCUGAUGCCAAAUAAUAGAAAACUUACUGUUCUAAACGUGUUAAAUUUAAGGAAAUUAUUGGCUGUUUUGUUUUUUUUGUUUUUUUAAAUGUAAGCACUUUGGUUGGCUCGCCCUGUUCCAAGUUAUGAAAAUUUGUAACCUUUCUCAAAAUUUGAAUGCAAAGUCUACAAACUAUGAAAAAGUUAACUAAGAACACUAGAAGAUAAACUCCUGAGAGUUUGGUACAUUGAUUUUGGGCUCAUCUGAUACCCUGUAGACAUGUUGUGCAUGUUACAUUGAUCAAAUCAUUCAAUCGUUUUGAGUGUUGUACACUGCUGAAGGCUCAUAGAUAGAGUUUAAAUGUGUAUCUGUUCUUUACCCCUCGGUCAUUAACACCCAGACCAAGCCCAAACAUUAGUUUCUAUUUCUGCCCAAGUAUAUAGUAUUUCAUAUUGGUAUCUCCGGCCAUGAUUUAUUGUCAUCUCUUGAGGACUGUUAAGGAUUUUCCUGUAAGAACUCUUGUUUCAAGGGAAGAACAGUUGUGAAUCAUCCUCUUUAUGCUUGAAUUAUGAGGAGCCAGUGGAUGGAGCAGCUGAACUCAUAAGGACCCUCCUGCCUGUGUCCGAAGUGCCUUUGGACAUUUCUGCCCGGACACACAAUAAACCUGUGUUGAUUUUUUUGGGGAGGAGUCCACCUCCCACCCCGGCGCCUCUGCAGACUGAAAGGAGGGCUAUUUGUGCUAUCUUAUGUAUCAUUGGAUUAACUUGACGCAACAUGGCAUACUGUAAACAUCAUCAAUUCAGUGGAGGCUUGUCCACAGAUGAACCAGGAGCUCUGCACGGUGGCUUCAGUACUCAACUACCGAGUCGUGCCAUAGACGCAGGCUGGUCUUUUUUUAAAAAGGCAAAAAUUCAGUCCAUUUUGUAUUAUUUUUGUUCCCGGUCUUCAUGUUCAAUCAUUGCACUGUUGUAGCUGCUCUGUCCACAGAGCAGUGAGACUGCUAAAACAUUGCUUUCACUUCAACUUCUUUGGUGGUGACAAAAUAUUUUUGCUUCUGUCUCCGUUUGAAAUAAAACAGUAGAUUUUGUAAGUUAGGGAACAUCGUUUUUGAUUUCAUGCCCUGCUUUGUGUGUAGUUGCAUGCAGCUUUUGUAUCAUUUUAAUGGUAUUGUUAGUUUUUUGGAAAUUUGUUGAAACUGUCCCCGCACAGGAGGAAGGACCUUAACAUUUGGGCUUAAAUUUAGCAGCUGGGAGCUUGUUAACUGCUUCCAUUGUACCACUUCCUGCCACUUUAAGUUCAUUCUUCAUUGAUUUUUGGGCUCAAGAGGAAGCACUUACUGUAUAUGUCUGUUGCAUUAUUGCUGCUACUAUCAACACGUCUGGUUUGUCUUCCCGGGUUGUCUUCCCAGGCUGUCAUGUUGUUAAUAAAUAUUAGUUUACUGAACUCCCAGCAGGAUCUUUGGCCAUAUUUUCAAAUAUCAGUACUUCCAAGUAUCAAACAGAAACAAUCUCUGAACUCAGAAUUCAUGAUGUUUCAUCAAGCUCUUGCCCCCUUUUUAUGAUAAAAUAGAAUUAGCCUUUAUUGUCUCCCUUUGGAGAAAUUUGUCUUGGGCAUUUGAGAGAACACAGCAGCACACAGCUUCUCCAUAUAUACACAAUAUAUACAUGUACAAUCAAACUAUAAUUAACAUGCAGUAUCACACACACAUCCGUAUACACACCAAGAAUAUUGCACAAUGCCCUACAUUAAAAUUCUGCAGCCUUCUGUCUGCAACGAGGCAGCUUGAGAAGCCGCAGUCUGCUUUUUGAGUAAUUACAUUUGCCCUCGACUGCACCCACUUGUAACCUUCUUUUUUGUUCACCCCCUGAGAAGAUUAGCUUCGAGUAAUUUGUGAAAAGUGAUAAGGCAGCGGUUGGUGCAAUUAAGAAAGCAUGGCAUAAGCUGGGAUUUGCUGUGUAUAUAAAGUCGGGGGUGAAAGUGGAGCUGUUGCUCCUUCAUUACAGAAUGGGACAAGCUGCAACUCUGCCUUGCAGGAGAGGAGAGUCUUAUGUUACAGAGCUGUACCAGUGGUUCAGAAAGUUUAUUAAUGAAUGUCCAAGUGGGCUGAUCACUCUUCAUGAGUUUCAAAGGCAUUUCUGCAAUGGAACAGUGGGCAGUGAGUCAGCAGAGUAUGCGGAAAAGAUAUUCCGCACACUGGACACUAAUGCGGACGGGGUGGUAGAUUUCAGGGAGUACGUCAUGGCCAUCAGCAUGCUUAUCGAAGGUUCAGCUGUGGAGAAGUUGCGCUGGUCAUUCAAGCUUUAUGACAAAGACAGAGACGGAGCCAUCACAAAGGAGGAGAUGCUAGAGAUAAUGCAGGCUGUUUAUAAGAUGAGUGUAGCCACUGCUUUAACCAAACCCAACCCACUAACAGCUGAAGAAUGUACCAACAGGAUAUUUCUGCGAUUAGACAAAGACAAUAACGCCAUCAUCACUGUGGAGGAGUUCAUAGAGGGAGCGCUGGAUGAUGAUUGGAUCAGAGAGAUGCUGGAAUGUGACCCCAGCACUGUGAAGGUGGAGAGGCCCCUGAGGAGGGACACCGCUUUGGGGACCCAUGGUUGACCUGAAGCGGGUUAUUCUAUUCACUGAGAGCAAAGAGACAAAGCAGUUGAUGUUUGGACUGAAGUUUCCAGGAAACGUUAUAUCAUGGUCUGCAGAGUAACUUCAAGGGAGACACCAGAGAGCACUAGAAAAUGUGCACACAGUAAUUUGCCACAAUAUAAAGUGUUCAUUUCUGUUAUAAUUAUUUUUCUGCAGAUUGGAUCAAUGCUUAGUGUUGUUCUUUUGUUGAUGUUUUCUUUGCCGCACCAUUUGUGUUUUACUAUGUUUGAAUACAUACAUUGAGACAUUACUUGUCCUACUCAUAUUAUAUUAUUAAAUACCCCAUCUGUAGUCAUGGUCAGGAUAACCAGCAACAAAAAUGCAACCUAAAAGGUUACAGACUCUAAAUACAAAAUUGCAAAACUGUGGCUCCCUGUAAAAUCGGCUCUUAGAGGUAGAUGUUUACUCAAGUAAUGUUCGUCAGUGCAAUUUUAGGUACUUUAUUAUUAUAAGAUUUCCAUUUUAUGUCACUAAAUACUUUUACUCUAUUUUUAAAGAUAAUGACUGUAGUUUUUACUCCACUGCACUUAUUUGCAAUAGUUACUGUAGAUAGCUUACUUUGCAGUUUAACAAUAUGCUGUAUAUGAUGCAAACCAACAGUGUUAAAUUUAGCUCCACCAUGAACAAAUUAAAACAUUAAAACUGCAUGCAUGAAUCAUUAACAAUAACUCUGUAAUAUACUGUAUAAUGUAACAGUCUGAAAGGGACAUACUGAGUGCUUUUUCCUUUGAAUACUCAAGUACAUGUUAUUGUUUAAUACGCCUCUAU